UGGUGGUGGGCAGCAUGCCAGCCGGGCACGCAGGCAGCAGCUUCCAACGCCUCCCGCUGUCCCCAACGCGAUGGAGAGGGCUGGCCUCCCGCUCUGCCUCCUGGCACUGCUCUGGCCGUGCCUGCCACAGGGAAGAACAGGAAGCAUCCCUGAAGCCCUGCUUUUCAUAUCCACUCUGGAUGGGAGUCUGCACGCUGUUAGCAAGAAAACUGGUGAUAUUCAAUGGACCCUAAAGGAUGAUCCCAUCAUCCAGGGGCCUGUCUAUGCUACAGAACCAGCCUUUCUCCCUGACCCCAGUGAUGGCAGUUUGUACAUCUUAGGAGAAGAGAGCAAACAGGGUCUCAUGAAACUCCCUUUCACCAUCCCAGAGCUGGUACAUGCCUCCCCCUGCCGCAGCUCAGAUGGUGUCUUCUACACAGGAAGGAAACAGGAUACAUGGUUCAUGGUGGACCCCAAGUCAGGCAAGAAACAGACCAUGCUAUCCACAGAGGCAUGGGAUGGGCUCUACCCCUCGGCUCCUCUUCUAUACAUUGGCCGCACACAGUACACGGUCACUAUGUAUGACCCCAGAUCCCAGGCCCUUCGAUGGAACACUACCUACAGAGGCUACUCUGCACCCCUCCUUGACCACUUGCCUGGUUACCAGGUGGGCCAUUUUGCAUCCAGUGGGGAGGGCCUGGUGGUCACCGUGGACAAGGAGAAUGGAACAGUUCUAUGGACACGUGACUACGGCUCCCCCGUAGCGGGUAUUUAUGCCUGGCACCAAGACAGUCUGCACCGGCUACCCCACCUCACCAUGGCCCUGGACACCCUGCGCUUCCUCACCCUUCGUUCCAAUCAUAUCCGCCUGAGGUGCUGGGCCCAGCCUCCUGGAACAGCAAACAGGGACUUUUCUACUUCCGAGACUCAGUUGCUGCUGACACUGUACGUGGGGAAGCAUGCAGCCAGUUUCUAUGCUUCCAGUGCACUGGUCCAUGCGGGUGUGGCACUAGUGCCCCGGGGAGUCACCCUGGCCCCAGUAAAAGGACCCACCACAGAGGGGGUGACUCUAAGUGACUCAGGAGAGCGUGAGGUCACACCCAGCACAGCUGUCAGAUACCCUCCCGGCAGUAUAACUGCUCUCCACAGCUCAUGGCUUCUCAUUGGUCACCAUGAGCUUCCCCCUGUUCUACACACCACCAUGCUGAGGGUCUUCCCUCCCUCGGGGUCUGGGACAACAGCUAAGCUCAGCCCUUCCGAUGGUGCCCCACCAGGUCCUCUCUUCCAAGAGCUUCUUAGCCUGAGCCAGGAGGUGACGUGGGGUUUAGAGAGGCUGCCAGGGCCCCAGCCUGAGCAGAGACCCCAAGAUCUGUACCCAGGCUCUGGGUUUCGAGACAUACUGGUAGCCGGCCUCACCACCCUCCUGCUUGGUGGCUGGAUCAUCUUUCUUCUGUGUCAGCGCAUACAAGAGAAACAUUAUGGUCCAGUGGGAAUUCCAAACCCCUGCCCUUCCCAGGACCCACUUCCUCUGCCCCCGGGGGCAGCCUUGAACAACCAAGGAACCUCUUGGAGAUCUCCUGCCAUCACUCCAUCCUCCUCUGAUCCCAAACACCCCACCUGCAAGGUCCAUUCCAGCCAGAGUGCCCCAGAACCUGGAGAUACUGAAGCCCCAGAUGAAGAGCUCACUGUGGUGGGAAAGAUCUCCUUCAACCCUAAAGAUGUAUUGGGCCGUGGUACAGGUGGCACCUUUGUGUUCAGGGGCCAGUUUGAAGGGCGAGCAGUAGCUGUGAAACGGCUAUUGCGGGAAUGUUUCAGCCUGGUGCAUCGGGAGGUACAGCUGCUCCAGGAGUCGGACUCCCACCCUGGCGUGCUACGUUACUUCUGCACUGAGCGGGGACCUCAGUUCCAUUACAUUGCUUUAGAGCUCUGCACAGCUACCCUACAGGAGUAUGUUGAAAAUCCUGCCCUGGAUCGCUUGGGCCUUGAGCCGGUGGCCUUGUUGUACCAGCUGACAUCUGGCUUGGCCCACCUACACUCUUUGAACAUAGUUCACCGAGACUUGAAGCCCUGUAACAUCCUCAUCACGGCCCCCAACAGCCAGGGCCGGAGCCGGGCUGUCCUCUCUGACUUUGGCCUCUGCAAGAAGCUGCCAGCUGGACGACACACCUUCAGCCUCUGCUCCGGCAUUCCGGGCACCGAGGGCUGGAUGGCCCCAGAGCUCCUACAAGAUGCACCCCCCCAAAGUCCUACCUGUGCCGUGGACAUCUUCUCAGCAGGGUUGAUAUUUUACUACGUUCUCUCAGGUGGGGAGCAUCCAUUUGGGGACAGCCUACACCGACAGGCCAACAUCCUUGCUGGGGCUGUUCAUAUGGACCACUUUGAGGAGGAGACACAUGAAAAGGUAAUCGCCAAAGAACUAGUGGAGGCCAUGUUGAGCCCUCGGCCCCAGCUUCGACCUUCAGCCCAAUCAGUGCUGGCCCAUCCCUUUUUUUGGAGCAGAACCAAGGAGCUUCAAUUCUUCCAGGAUGUCAGUGACCGAGUGGAGAAGGAGGCUGCUGAGGGGCCUUUGGUGAUGGCUCUGGAAACUGGAGGCAAGGUCGUGGUCAGACAAAACUGGCACAGUCACAUCUCUGGACCGCUGCAGUCAGACCUGAGAAAGUUCCGAUCAUACAAAGGGACAUCUGUUCGCGAUCUUCUGCGGGCCAUGAGAAACAAGAGGCACCACUACCAGGAGCUGCCCACGGAAGUGAGGCAGGCCCUUGGCCAGGUGCCUGAAGAGUUUGUGCAGUAUUUCACAUCUCGCUUUCCCCAGCUGCUUCUGCACACAUACAAAGCCAUGGGCAGCUGUGCGUCCGAGAGUCUUUUCCAGCCCUACUAUAGGACAGAGGACAUGGGGGUAAAAAAGACAAGGCCCCAGACUGCAGAGGAAACAGCUGAGCAAGGCCCUGAUGGAACAGCCCCGUGAAGGACAUCUGCCAAGGAGGGGAUGAAGCCAGAGCAGCACACCAGCGUGUGGCCCAACUCCAACAUGCUAAAACAUGGCGGGGGGGGGGGGUUUCUGAGAUCCAAAAUGCAAAGAACUCACUUCCCUCAGUUUGGCUUGGGGGGAUUCCUCGUUUAUCUCUGCUUAGCUGAGGAAUACCUCCCUGUUGGCUUCCUCUCAGCUCCCAGCAGACGACUGCCAGAAAGCCCCUUAAAACUCCCAGUGACUUUUCAUCUGAGCUUUACAACAUUGUGAGAUAGAGACUAUUAAUUCGUUCCCAUUUCUCUAUUAUUAGAAGCCAAGGCUCAGAAAGCUACAGUUCAUGUCAAAGAUGAGACUGAAGGAAUUUGGAUCUUCCUGACUCUCUACCGAAUGUAACAUAUGGUCUCUCAAGAGUCUCUUCUCUCCCAGGCAGGGAGGAAGUAAUGGGAGCUGUGGUGGACAUCCUUAGUCUGGAUCCCCUGGUGCUCCACUUGUGGUCCAGUGCAAUCACCAAUGACUGGUGUCCUGCUACAAAUAAAACCCUGCCCCACAGCCUA
This is a messenger RNA of Antechinus flavipes (yellow-footed antechinus), 3501 nucleotides long. RefSeq names its product endoplasmic reticulum to nucleus signaling 2 (gene ERN2). The record is from RefSeq and is a predicted model, not a curated record. Gene Ontology annotation, molecular function: RNA endonuclease activity; protein serine/threonine kinase activity; ATP binding. NCBI's taxonomy places the organism in Eukaryota, Metazoa, Chordata, Mammalia, Dasyuromorphia, Dasyuridae. Gene Ontology annotation, cellular component: IRE1-TRAF2-ASK1 complex. Bases 71 to 2944 code for a protein of 957 amino acids. Gene Ontology annotation, biological process: mRNA processing; IRE1-mediated unfolded protein response; protein phosphorylation. The transcript has 22 exons.